UUUCUUGAUUUCGAGCAUGUAAACCGAUCGAACCGUUUCGGUAUGUUUCAGGUCUUCGUCGUCUCUUCGUCAUCUUCGCAUAAUGCAAAUAAAAAGUAGCGGUAAUGAUUGUGGCUGUUCCGACGGACCAGUUGGAUGAAUGGUGGCAAGUGCUCCGCCCUGCCGAUCUUUCUUUCCGCCGCCGCGUUUACACUGCUGGGCCCGCGUAGACGGGCGUGCUCUGGACGCAGUUUAGCGUGAGCGCGAGGACGACACCAUGAACAGCGUGAUGGAAGACGUGUCGUCCACGUUCGCGCUGGACCCCCAGGAAGAGAUGCGGCUGCUCAAGGAUAAGGUCCGGCAGCUGGAGCUGCAAAACAAGCAGCUCCGCCGGAGCCAACAGCACCUCAGGUCCUUGUCCCCGUGCAAAACGGCCGACUCUGAGAAGAACAGCAAGGACCUGAAACAGUCGUUCAACAUGAGCAUGUCGGACGAAGGUAACGAGAAGUCCUCCAAGGAGAGCUCGCUAGAGGACCUCGGUCUCAUCGACGUCGAGUUUAUGUCCGAGCUGGACGACGAGACCUGGCUGUACGAGCCUCCAGAGACGGGUGCCGGCGAGGCGACGGCUGCUCUGACCAGCAGCGCCCGCGAAAGGGUGACUGCAGAGCCCAGGGAACCCGUCAACAGCGCUCGGCUGUCGCUAUCCGACAAGUUGGACGAAAUCACGCAAUUGGCGUCAACUGCCCAAAAACUGCGACAGAUGCUUUCUUGUGUUAAGAGCAACUCAGGGCCAAGCAGAACGUUUGAUUCGCGCACAUUCACGCGUCCCCGGAGGAGACGGCCCGCGCUUGACUUGGAGGCAAUGCCGACGAUUGCUGCUGUGGAAGCAGGAUCGCCAAGGGAGUUGCCCGUUCGGCCAGCUGUGCAGCCAGCAUCUAGCCCUGGAGUUGUGUCGCCAAGCAAGGAGGAGGCCUCGCCAAGUAGUCCCGUGCCACCAGUGGUCCCAGCACAAACGUUACCACGUGCACCUGUCAAUGUUCACGAGAUCGCUCGACUUCAGGAAGAGAGUUUAAGACUGAGCUCUCCCAUAUCUUCUCCGAAGCGAACUUCCACAACUAGUGCUAGGAUUGCAGAGUCAAGUCCAGAUGACUCCUGCUUGGAUGACCAGCAGGAAGUUCAUCAGAGUAGAGCACAGAAUGCAGAAGGUGAUGCGAGGCAGCGACUUCGCACACCUCCAUUGUCCCUGGCACGGACCAUGGAGAACCAGAGUCCAUCGCCAGGAAGCAGUCCGUAUGGCUCCAAUUCUUCUCUACAUCAGAUAUCUCAAAUUCCAAGUAAAGGUGCAACACGAAGGAGCCUGCCCAACUUGAGCAGGGUGCUGAAUGGACUAGGCACUCGCAAUCCCAGCGCAACUGGCCACCAGUCCAAGCAACAGCAGCCGUCGCUAAGCCAUCGAAACAACCUUAGCCAGCUCCCUCAGCCCGAGAUUGCAGGCCGCUCCGCAUUGCCCAUGUCGGCACGCACCCGCUCAUCCUCCGUGGUUGCGGCCGUCCCAACACCACAGUCGGGGCCUUCCUCAGCCAGGACGUCCCAAACGGGGAGGCGCUCUCUGGGCUUGCCACAGAGGGUGUCUCACGCGUCUCCCCCAUCUCGUAUGCCACCACCUGCAAGGUACAUGCCUGCACCUCCUCCAGCAGCACCGGUGGCACCAAUGGCCGCUGCGGCAACUUCCGUUCCACAGAGGUCGGGGCUGCCGCGACCUUCCCGGAUUCCACCACCACGUUCGCAGAAGAGAACGUAGAUGCAUGGAAUAUUGCGCUCUAAAGAGAACGAGCUUUGUUGUAAGUUCCCGCUGCCUGGGAAAUGGCAGCUGAUGCCUGCUUUUGAUCAUGCCUUUAUUCGCCAAAAAUAGGAAAGGAAAUUGUCCCAAUAGUCUUGCAAUGCUGCACCUUGUGAGGAGAUAACCAAAACGUCAGCUGAAAUUCAAGUGUGUGCAAUAUAAAUUUUGCUCUAUUUUUGUGUUUCUUAAGCUUCUGCUUAGUGGAACAAGCUUCUGGGAAAUUCAAAUCGCAAUGUGUGCAUUCUAUGGCACACAGACAGUGCACUGCUAUCAUGACUGAACAUUGUGGUACCAUAGGUUAUUCUCGGUAAUAAGAAUGGCAUGAAACAUGGAUUAGUUGGGUUUUUCAGUAUUCACAGGAGCAGUGUGAAGUGAACGCACUGAUGCUUGACCAUUGUUUGUCAUUGCUGAAAUCAACGUGUCAGCAUGCCAAAAUAUUUUGAAAACGUGUUCCAUGUGGUUGCGACUUCAUUAUUUGGCAAAAGGCAAUAAUGAAAAUACAAAAUUUAUGAUUUUCUAGAGAUUAAGCUUGCGCUUAAUUAUUUUACCCCCACAUCAGUCUAAGGUUAAGCAAACAAUAUUUGGCUCGGUUACUAAACACUGUGGCCAUGUAGGGCGAAUUAGGAUAGGACAUAAAUAUGACCGCACUGUUCUAACGUGCUAGCUUUAUAAAAACUACCAAAACUACCCUAUAUAUUGAUAAUUCUCUAAUAAACUAGUAUUAGUUUCACUGCUCAUGUAUCUUUUUUUUUUUUUUUUCUGGCGGCUGUUGCCCCUAGAAGCGUUCACAUUUUCCCUUUGCUUUUCAUGGUAUUUUCUUCACCUUAUUAUGAUUGACUGUAUAAUAGAUAUUUAAUUACUUUGUAAUUGUCAUAGGUAGCUAGAAUGCAUACAAAGCAGCAUUGUACGACCUUAACUCACUUGCAACGAAGUGUCCAGCUCCUUGUAAUAAAUUACUGAAAGUUUUGAAAUAAUCAUAAAUGGUCCAUCAAACUUCAGGCUUGCAGGGGACAACACGCUGUAUCUUGGAAGAGCUGAAGUUUGUGCAGUAUUUAUUGAAACAACUUGGGGGGGGGGGGGGUAUCAAGGGGCUAACACCAAAUGCCACAUGCUUAGUAAUCAGUUUUGCUCGACACUUGCGGCACUGAGUGCACAGUUCAAAACCUUUAUUAGUUCUUGCUUUAAUUUAGUGAAACAUGAAGGCAAUCGUUGCUCAUAAUUACACUUCACUCUCAGGUCUGGAAUUCCUGCUUUCAGCAGGAAUGCCGCAAUGCCAUCGAGGUUUCCAGAACCGGAUGACGACUGGAGUGACGGUUGUUACUGAAAAAUGCCACGCCAUGGGCAGCCAUGUCCCUGCGUAUCUUAUAUUUUUUAAUAUCAGCAUUUUGCAAUGGGUUCUUUUUAAUUAUUUUUCUGAUGAUGAAUGGUGUGUACCCCUGGUUUUUAGUUGAAAAAAAAAAAAAAACACAUCAUUGCCGAGUGCUCUGCUGCCGUCGGCAGAGUGAUGUUCUGUGUUGUCCACUGUCUCUCACUCAUCUCAAAGCGGGCUUGUUCUGGUGGGAGAAAUUAUUGCGUUGUAACUCAAUUGGCAACAUGCCAACAGACAGCAUCCCAGAGAAAAUCUAUCGUAGCUGCAAGGCAGCACUACGGAUAGAGUGCAACAUUUCCUUAAAGGGGCCCUGUAAAAUUCUUUUAACAUGGUAAAAAAACUCUGCCAGUCAGUAUUCAAAGAUCCCGUGAACAUGUGAGCCCCAUAUUAUAGCACUGCACACACUACGGAAUUUAAAAUUGCGUUUCAAAGACAGCUUGAAAUUGCUUGCUCUUCUCUCGGCAAAUUGCAUCAUUGACGGGCCCGACUACAUCAUCUGUGGGCCCAACACAGCUAUGGACCGAUUUGAGCAUUCUUCUGCUGCAUGGUUAUCGUUGCCACAUGGGGUGCCACCACGUGCCGGUGCUGCGCACUGUAGUGUGCUAGAAAUGCACGGUAGCAGCACUAGUGUGUUCAUGGUCACACUCGAACUCGAAGAUAGGUAAUGCAUUCAAAGAAGAAAGGAAGAGAAAAUGCUCAAGUUCAUGAUGCGUCCCCCUGUGUAGCCUUCAUCACGCUCGGGGACAAAAGGAGAGAGAAAAAGCCCUUAAAGUGUACAACAAAUCCCGGUACUCCAGUGAGGUCAUUUAACGAUUACUUGGAAAAGUGUUGCAGGUCCCCUUUAAGUAAAUACUUUGGAUGUUAGCCAAGAACUGACUGUUGCACUGUCAGCUGUGCCUCUGCAUAAGUCUCAAGUCUGGUGCCAUUGGAUCGCAGCUGACGACCUUGUUGCCAUAAGCAAACAACUUAAUGGAAGAGAGCUCUCUCUGGGGGAUUGCUGAAAUUGGGCGUUGUGUUUGUUUAUUUGGGAUUCCAGAGCAGUGUUUGCAUAUGUGGUUCACUUCGGAGCUUUGUGCCGGCCGAUUCACAAAUGUUGCAGAUGCCAAGUUAUUCGUAUAUAAUCUUGUGACUUAACCGACGAAUUUGCUCUGAACUGUUCCUGCCACACCUGUCAGUGCCCCAAACUAAAGUUCUGGCAACAUUGCAGACCUGUCAUUUAGCUUACUGUGUCGUCUCGUCUCUUCGCUCUUUGUGUUGCACGACUGGGGUAAGCAAAGUGGUGUAUUACAAGCCCAUUCAUUCCGUCUCUUUCUUAUUUGAGCCUGGCACAUUAUUGCUCACAUUUCAAACCUCUAACAUUCUAUACUUUUUUUUUGUAUGAGGUAGUAGUGCUGCCUAUAAGUGGAGAUUGUUGUGUUUUUGGUUAUGGAGGCUCUGGAAAAUGGUGGUUCACUGGAACUCUGCAGUGCUGAGAAAGGGGGUUGGGGAUUCUCUGCAUUUAGAGCAAUAUUACUGUGAUAUAUUUAUAGAGCUGCCCAUGCAAGACCUCUCUUUUAUUUCGUAAACCGCUUCCGAUUCUCCUCUUUUUUUCGGCCACACGAAAGAAAGUCUGGAGUGGUCGUAACUUCCCUGUCCACGAGAUACCGCGUCCGUUAAGACUGGUGUGAAUGUCUCCUCACAAGUACAACACGAAGCAGCAUUCGCUGAUUGCUCGCUUGUACAUUAACCUUGCAGGGUUUGUUGUGGAAGCUGGGAACAACAUUAGUCUCAGCUUAGGUGCAGCGUGCUUUCACUGUAUCCAUGCAGAUGCUACAGUGUUGACAAAUGCAUUGUGUAUAUAUAACUGCUGUUUUUCUAUGAAACAAUAAAAUUGCUUGCAAGA
Rhipicephalus sanguineus (brown dog tick) is the source of this 5070-nucleotide messenger RNA. Its product is annotated as serine/arginine repetitive matrix protein 1. NCBI's taxonomy places the organism in Eukaryota, Metazoa, Arthropoda, Arachnida, Ixodida, Ixodidae. Bases 257 to 1780 code for a protein of 507 amino acids. The transcript has 10 exons. The record is from RefSeq and is a predicted model, not a curated record.